GCCAGCUGCAACAGCAGCCGCUGAUGACCGCUACGUUCGCGUCUGUGCGCGCCAAAACCGUCCGACUUCCGCAAACGUCGUCGCUACUUGUCGUCGACUAGUCUGUGUCAUCGGUACGAGGCGUGGAUGCUCAUGAGUUGCCAGCCCGUCCUGGCAACCCGCAGCGGCCGUACUGCUUUCCCUCGGCACUCUGCACUCCCAUGAGAAACGAUUCUUGGUACUACACCAUUGAAAAGUAACUUCCUCUACGGCGUUAUGGUAAAAAUUGGGAUGGAGGCGCGGCAGGUGUGGGGCGCGUGCGCAGGCGUGGGCUCGCACUGGGCGCUGGGCGUGCUGCUGCUGCUGGGGCUGGCCGCCGAAGACUGGAGCGGGCCCGCCGCGCUGCUCUCGCUCGCCAUCGCCUUCACCGUCGCCCUGCUCACCGCGACGUGCGGCUUCAGAGCGAGUGACGGCGUGUCCUGCAGCGGCGGCAGCGCUGGCGGCCGCCCGCCGCCCCCCGUCGCCCACGGCGGGGACGCCGGGCCGGACCCCGUCGCGCUCGCCGUCGCCGUCGUGCCCGCACUCCUCUGCGCGCUAGGCCUCGAGUCGUCGUGGGUGCUGCGGCUGCUGCUCAACGCGGCGGUGGCGGCGGCCGUGGCCUUCUUCGUGUCGGUGGGCUCCCUCCACGCCGACCCUGCCAUGUGGGCGGAGCACGGCGCCGUCGCAGACGGAUUACGCGGAGUGGCGUCGGGAGCUGCGCUGUGCUCCUAUGGCUUCCUGGGACUGGCAUCGGCAUCGGCGUCGUCGUCUGUGUCGGCGUCAACAAGGCCCUCACACCCCGUCCAGCCCUCACGGUUGUCUCGGGUGACGCUAGCAGUGUUGCUGCUCGCCUCCCACUGCGCUGUUGCCACGCUGCUCGCCAUGCUCGUACACUACAGGGGCCUGCGCGGGUCUGCGGUGCCGCUGCUGCAGGUGUUCGAGGUGCGGGACGUGGACUGGGCGCGCGUCGUCAUGGCCGCCUGCUCGGUGCUCGCCUUCGCGCUCGUCAUGGUCGAGGAGAGCGGGCCCAUGCACGCCAUCGUCGUCUCGCUCGCCGGGGAAGAGGUGGGCGCACUUCCGCGGCUGCUGUCGCGGGAGUCGGGCUGCACGGGCACGCCGGUGGCGGCGGCCCUGUCGAGCGGCGUGGCGGCGGCGGGCCUGGCGUGCGCGUGCCCGCUGCGCGCCCUCGCCGCCCUCGCCGCCCUCUGCCCGCUCGUCGCGCACGCCGUCGCCGCCGCCGGCCGCAUCCACAGCCACUACCAGCCGCUGAGCGGCAGGCGCACCACUCUGGAGGCGCCCUCAGGUGCUGGUCGGUAUUGCCGUUUGCCGAGCCGGCGGGAGGACGAGGACAGCGGCGACGAGGAGUGGUCGACGCGUCUGCGCGCCGGCCUGGGGCUGGCGCUGGGCCGCUCGCGCUCCGAGGCGGCGCUGCUCGACGACGCCGACGCCGACGCCGACGCCGACGCCGGCGCCCCGAGCGGCGCCUCGACGCCGGGCGCCAGCUCGCUAGCCCGCCUGCUGGGGGACGACCAGGUGGAGGUGGGCGCGCACACCUACACGCGCCGGCCCGCCUCCUCCCUGCACCUCAACGGCGUCUACGCCGUGCCGGCGGCCAACGGGUUCGCCAACGGUGAAGUCUUCCGGCCCGUGGCCAACGGAGCCCCGUGCCACGUGAGCACCGUCCUGCCGGCGAACGGCCACUCCGACUUCUCCUCGGUUCCGCCCGACUGGAAGAAAUUCAGCAGAAAUAUGGCCGGCAAGUCCCCCGGCGCCGACAGCAGGUCGUCCGUCACCUUUCCCAGGGAUCUGUUCGACAGCGUGGACGGGCAACACAGCGUGCGCGUCAUCGACAUCAACAACAGCGACGACCGGCUGGCGUACUGCAAGCAGCGCUUCCCCAUAGGAGACUCGGACGUCGAGGACGAAGAGGUCACGUCCUCGUCCGAAGGUAGCAGCGAAGAGAGCAGUUCCACUGACAUCGACGCCAUAGUCGCCGAGUACAAGGAGAAACUACAGGUGCCCAUAUCUCUUCUUCUAAUACGGGGGUCCACAGUCUGUACGAAUUGUCUAUAA
Schistocerca nitens (vagrant locust) is the source of this 2091-nucleotide messenger RNA. RefSeq lists its product as uncharacterized. Bases 256 to 2091 code for a protein of 611 amino acids. Lineage: Eukaryota; Metazoa; Arthropoda; Insecta; Orthoptera; Acrididae. The record is from RefSeq and is a predicted model, not a curated record. Gene Ontology annotation, biological process: amino acid transport. Gene Ontology annotation, cellular component: plasma membrane. The transcript is spliced from 12 exons. Gene Ontology annotation, molecular function: amino acid transmembrane transporter activity.